UGAGCCAAAUUCCAUAAAAGCCCUUCGACUCCAUUUCUUGUCUCUCUUCGCCGCCUCCUUCUUCUCGCUCUCUUUCUCUCUCGUUCUCCGCCUUGGAUCCAGUGUGAGGCUGUGAGAACAAGAGAGGACGCAUCGAUCUCGCACUGUUGGUUUAUUAGCAAAUCAUGGCAGAUCAAGUACAUCACCCGUCUGUCAUUCAAAAGGUUGCGGGUCAGUACCAGAUUAGCUCUGGCUUUUCCCGAGAUUUGAAGGCUUGCCAAAGCUUUUAUGCCCCUUCACUGUAUGCAAGGCGCUUCACAACCGGGAAUUAUGUUAAUGGGGCACUGCAGAAUCCUUUGAUGCAGCCGUACAAGGCAACCUGUGACCUUUCAAUGGUGCCGUCGGUCUCACCUGUCUUUGCUCAUGCACCUGCAGAGAAAGGUUUUGCUAGCUUUGCCAUAGACUUUCUCAUGGGUGGUGUGUCUGCUGCUGUUUCGAAGACAGCGGCAGCUCCUAUUGAACGUGUGAAGCUUCUUAUCCAGAAUCAGGAUGAAAUGAUCAAGGCCGGUCGUCUUUCUGAGCCUUACAAGGGAAUCUCGGAUUGCUUUGCUCGCACGAUCAAGGAUGAAGGUUUUGCUUCAUUGUGGAGGGGAAAUACUGCAAAUGUGAUUCGUUAUUUCCCAACUCAGGCAUUGAACUUUGCAUUCAAAGAUUACUUCAAGAGGCUGUUCAACUUCAAGAAAGACAAGGAUGGGUACUGGAAAUGGUUUGCUGGCAACCUGGCAUCCGGUGGAGCAGCUGGUGCUUCUUCCCUGUUAUUCGUUUACUCCCUCGACUAUGCUCGUACCCGUCUGGCCAAUGAUUCCAAAGCCGCAAAGAAGGGCGGGGAGAGGCAAUUCAAUGGCCUCAUUGAUGUCUACCGGAAAACUCUGAAAUCUGAUGGCAUUGCUGGUCUGUACCGUGGUUUCAACAUUUCAUGUGUUGGAAUAAUUGUUUAUCGUGGUCUCUACUUCGGAAUGUAUGAUUCUCUGAAGCCAGUGCUUCUGACCGGAAGCCUGCAGGAUAGUUUCUUCGCAAGCUUUGCCCUUGGCUGGCUGAUCACAAACGGAGCAGGAUUGGCGUCAUAUCCUAUUGACACCGUUCGCAGAAGAAUGAUGAUGACCUCUGGUGAAGCAGUGAAAUACAAGAGCUCUUUUGAUGCAUUCUCUCAAAUCUUGAAGAACGAGGGAGCGAAGUCUUUGUUCAAGGGUGCUGGAGCGAACAUUCUCCGUGCCAUUGCCGGUGCUGGUGUGCUUGCCGGUUACGACAAACUACAGCUGAUCGUCUUCGGCAAGAAGUACGGAUCUGGCGGCGCCUAAGUUUCAGGCUGACCUGACCAUUCCAAUAGAUGGCGAUGAAAACCAAAUACCCGAAUUUUAUAUUCAAAAUCGUGUGCUCGUUUAUUUAGCUAAAUUUUUUAACACCCAAUAAUUUUUUGCCUACUGAGGAAGGGUUCCUCAAAAUUUUUGGAGUUAAUGUUUCUCCGAAACCUCUAUUUUUCAUUUUCAUAGUCUGUCAGCUACUUUGGGCAUUCCAUCCUUUUGUGUUAAAAGAGUUAGGCAAUGUGUUUUGUUCUCAGCAUACUUUUGAGGCAACAAUAAUUAGACUGCUAAAAUUCAGUAGUCUUUGAUUUGCAAGAGCUAAUUCAUCUUUGCUGC
Dioscorea cayenensis subsp. rotundata (Guinea yam) is the source of this 1676-nucleotide messenger RNA. RefSeq names its product ADP,ATP carrier protein 1, mitochondrial-like. NCBI's taxonomy places the organism in Eukaryota, Viridiplantae, Streptophyta, Magnoliopsida, Dioscoreales, Dioscoreaceae. Gene Ontology annotation, cellular component: mitochondrial inner membrane. Gene Ontology annotation, molecular function: ATP:ADP antiporter activity. The transcript is spliced from 4 exons. The record is from RefSeq and is a predicted model, not a curated record. Gene Ontology annotation, biological process: mitochondrial ADP transmembrane transport; mitochondrial ATP transmembrane transport. Bases 165 to 1337 code for a protein of 390 amino acids.